Molecule: messenger RNA, 1790 nt
Organism: Mytilus californianus (California mussel)
Lineage: Eukaryota; Metazoa; Mollusca; Bivalvia; Mytilida; Mytilidae
Exons: 2
Coding region: 1-585 (194 amino acids)
Cellular component (GO): extracellular region
Molecular function (GO): cytokine activity
Source: RefSeq, a predicted model, not a curated record
AUGAGACUUCGUUUGCAACAGAUUUCUACAUUUAUUGUUUUUAUUCUACUGUUGGACUACAUAAUGACUGUAGAAAGUGCCAGUAUUAAAAAAUGUACCCGGCCAAGUAGACGGACAAUGAGACGGAUACGAGCUGAGUUCUUUCGUAAACUUAAGAGAAGGUUACACGAUAGUUUUGGAUCUUUAACACAUCUUACACAACAAACAGUUCGAAGGUCAACUAAUGAAGGACAGAAAUAUGUUCACAAACGACACAUUAGUGAUGACCCAAAAGAAGGAAGAUGUCCAAGAAAUAAAUAUGUAGAAGAAUCUUGUCCGCAUUACUUCGUUUUGGAUGUAGACGAUAAUAGGAUACCAGAAGUAAUUCUCCAAGCUAAAUGUAAAUGUUCUAAAUGCCUGGAGCUCAAUUCGUAUGGUUCAUUUCAAAACAGUUCAUAUGCUGGAUGUGAAACUGUAGAUUACUACAGCCGGGUUCUUCGUGUUACCAAUUGUGUAAAUGGUUAUUUUAAAUAUGACGAAGUUUGGGAACCAGUGGCAGUAGCAUGCCGUUGUACUAAUCAACGUCAAGUUCGGGUAAACGCAUAGAAAAGUAUGCUUGUGGCUUUUGUAUGUCAGAAAAUACCAAGAACGCUUGCAGUUUUUUCUAUGUCAGAAAGUACCAAGAUAUAACAGAUCUUAACUAGUUGAGUUAAUAAUAUGUGUACUCAUCAUAUGAGAAUAAAUCGCGGAUAUUUAUAGUAAAAUGAUAUAGAAUACCCCAACUCCACGUCUUCAAUCAAGGACAUUUUUAACAUCUAGUUCAAUUCCAGAAAACAAUAAAAAACCAUUAUCCUUCGGAUAAGCUAAUAUUACUUAAAAAAAUACAAUUGUCAAUCAUUUGUACACUGAAAGAAUUGCUACUGAAAUUUUAGUUUACGCACUGAAAGUCUUGGAAUAGAUUUUAACGUUACUGAAUUUCAAUGACAGAGUAGGAAGUAAAGCACAUACAGAAAUGCGAAUAGAAAGAAAGAAUAAUACAAUUAGAAUUUACUGGAAAAGAAAAAGAAAAAAAACGAUGUAUUCAGUCAGCAAAAAAAAUGUGUAGUCUUCAUUGCAAAAGUUGAUAAUAUCGGCAAUUCUGGCACGAUUGAAAAAGCGUCCAUUUCCUUUAACCUUUUAUAUGACAUGUUGUUUGCCAAGCCUUCACUGCCAAACAUUGUAUUUCUAGUCAUCAAUUAUAUAUUUGUAAAUUGUAUUCUUUUUUUGAUUAAAAAGGAAUAAAAAGUCUUGAUAGGAAAUAUUAUAUAGUUAUGUCGUGUGUGUACCUAAUAAGUUAUUGCUUGACUGUCUAAAGAAUGAUGGGUAAAAAAUGCGUGGAAGAUUGCAACCCAAAGAUACCAAAGCGUCGGCAAUUACAAUUGUAUUUUAUUGUGAAAACGUUGAAAUUGUUGAUAUCUACUAAGGUGUCGCAUUCUCAUCUGAUGGAAACUGGACUAACCAUAUAAAUAAUAUUACAAAGUAUCAUGCAUUAAAACAGGUAAAUAUACUAAGGAACCUAAAGUUUACACUUUCCAAAAAACAGCUUAUCAUAAAUAUAUAGCUUUUAAAAGACAAAUUUUGGAACAUGGAUGCGAAGCAUGGGAUAAGUGUUUUAAUGUGAAUUAAAUAGAUAAGAAAAAUACAAGUAGAAAGCUCCAAAUAUAGUAAUAGGGCUAAUAAGAUUGGCAAUCUUAGAAGUAUUAUAAGUCCUAUAUUUCGAAACUGGCUCCGAAGUCUUAGCAGAAAGGCGUUGACACCAAUAACUAAUUAUU